Molecule: messenger RNA, 819 nt
Organism: Haliotis rufescens (red abalone)
Lineage: Eukaryota; Metazoa; Mollusca; Gastropoda; Lepetellida; Haliotidae
Product: oxidoreductase NAD-binding domain-containing protein 1-like
Exons: 3
Coding region: 88-627 (179 amino acids)
Cellular component (GO): mitochondrion
Molecular function (GO): oxidoreductase activity
Source: RefSeq, a predicted model, not a curated record
UGUAUUUAGCAAUUACCAAUCAGUAUCAGUGUAAUAAACUUCCAUUUAACUAAUUCUGUUUUCGGUCUGACAUACCAAGAUUUAUUUAUGCAUCUACCGGUAUGCUUGGCUCAUGUUUACCAGUGCAAGGUUGGGGCUCAAGUGGACCUGCGUGUGGGUGGCGACUACUUCUAUGACCCUCAGCCAGGCGAGGAGCCUCCCACAAACCUGCUGCUGGUGGCGGGUGGGGUCGGGAUCAACCCCCUCAUGAGUAUGCUGAGCCACGUUCAUGAUCUGCAGCAGACGGCGACGACACGCAGCAUGUGCCCAAACAAGGUCAACCUCAUGUUCAGUGCCAAAACCAAGGAGGAACUUUUGUUUAGGAAAAGAAUUGACAAAUUAUGCAAUAUGAAGUCAAACAACAUGUCAUCAAUGUAUUUCAUCACAGAGGAGACAGCUGGGAACGGAGACAACACUGUUUACAGUCGAAUCAAAGAGCAGCACAUACACGAAGUGACGGACAGGUUGAAACCAGGGAAGGUUGAGUGCUACCUGUGUGGUCCAUCCCCCAUGAUAGCAAGUAUAGAAACAAUGCUUAAGGCUUGUGGCAUCACUGAAACCAGCAUUCACUACGAGAGAUGGUGGUAGAUGCUCUGGGAUUGUAUAUUGGAGGAGUAUCAUGGCAUUAUGGAAUUCCUAUGGUAUGUUUUAUUGAGUUUUAAGCACAUACCAGUUGUGCCCUUGACAAAUGUAGUGAUAAUUCCAAUGAAGUGUUGCUGUAUUUGUCAAAGGAAUUCCCAUGAAGCUCUCAAAAACCUGAAUAAAAUCUUUGAUCACUGA